Messenger RNA from Diabrotica balteata, 1455 nucleotides. The record is from the annotation of a GenBank genome assembly. NCBI's taxonomy places the organism in Eukaryota, Metazoa, Arthropoda, Insecta, Coleoptera, Chrysomelidae.
AUGUUAAAGUUUGGCUCAAAACAUGACAGCAAUAUUGUUUAUAAGUGUACUGUUAGGCUACUUGAAGAUACAGAAAUCCUAGAGUGUGAAUAUAAGCACUGGUUGGAUCUGGGAAAAUCCAUUUGUAAGCAAGUAAAAGAUCUUGAUCCAGUUUUGUUCAGUUUUAGAGUAAAGUUCUACCCUCCCGAUCCCUUUAGACUUAAAGAAGAAAUCACAAGAUAUCAAAUAUUUCUACAGUUAAAACGGGACCUAUUGCAUGGUCGAUUAUAUUGUGGUCCAACUGAAGCUGCUAUGUUAUCAGCAUUGAUUUUGCAAGGCGAAUUUGGUGAUUAUGACCCUGAGAUUCAUUUAGGUAAUUAUGUUUCUGAUCUUAAAAUAUUAUUAAAACAAACUGAAGCAAUAGAAGAUAAAGCAAUGGAAAUACAUCAAAAGCAGUUAAAAGGUCAAAGUCAGAGCCAAGUGGAAACAGCUUUUUUGAAGUUAGCUUGUCAACUUGACACAUAUGGUGUUGACCCUCAUCCAGUAAAAAAAAAACAUACAGUAGGCUUCAAGUGCCCUUCAGGCCAAGCAUGUAGACAUGUUUGGAGAUGCGCUGUUGAACAGAUGUUAUUUUUUACUUUGCCAACUAGCUCUGAUGCCCCAUCAGUGGUAACCGGAGGAGGAUUCUUUUCCUGGGGUACUAAGUUCAAAUACACUGGUAGAACAGAAAAAGAAAUAUUAGAAGAUAGUGGUUCCCCGUCUAGGGAGGAACCGAACAUUCAGCGCUCUUCUAGUGUUAGAAGAAAAGCCUCUAGUGUACCUGCUACUCCAUCUACACCCUUACAGCCUCAUUUAGGUUAUUGUAGCUUGCCAAGAUCAAGCCAUUCAGAUGUGGGUGGAUCCCGAAUGGAGUCUAGUAAUAGUACUGGGUUGUUGUCUGGAUUAGACAAUAACCCAUCCCAAAUCUACAGUGAUGUUGCUGCCUUAGAAACUGUUACCGAAGAUCAAGAAGCAAUAGGUGCUACUAAAUUACGCACUACAGUGUUAAAAGACGAUUCAAUGGACCGCUUUAGCGAUUAUUAUUUUCGUGAUUCGUUCGAGCACUCCUCUUCAGAGUCCCAAUUGGUUGAUAAUUACAGAGGAUACGAGACAACUAAUCCAUCACAUCGCUCGAGUAGGAGUCCAACGCCUUUGUCGCAUUCUCAUGUCGACUCUGGAAGAAUAUACUUACCUAGUGCAGCUCAGUCAAUCCCACCACCUGUCAAAAAACCCAAGAAGUUUAAUAUUUUAGGAGCUUUUAUACCUUCUUUAGUUAUAGUUUUGGUAUUGGCUCUUAUAUCUACGAUAAUUGUCCUUGAAAGUGACUGGGAGUUUUUCAAUAGUGUUAGGAAUGUUCCAGAGAUAAUGUCGCUUAAAUAUCAAGUUUACGAACCCAUUAAGCAGUACUGGAGAAGUAAAAUCAGCCUUCUGUUUUGA